This is a messenger RNA of Pristis pectinata (smalltooth sawfish), 5000 nucleotides long. RefSeq names its product NCK-interacting protein with SH3 domain-like. The coding region runs from base 294 to 2534 and encodes 746 amino acids. Lineage: Eukaryota; Metazoa; Chordata; Chondrichthyes; Rhinopristiformes; Pristidae. The transcript has 13 exons. Gene Ontology annotation, molecular function: protein binding; Arp2/3 complex binding. Gene Ontology annotation, biological process: endocytosis. The record is from RefSeq and is a predicted model, not a curated record.
AGAGCUUCGUGAUCCUGGAGCGGAGCAACCAGCACUGGUGGCUGGCGUCCAAGAGCAGCACCGGGGAGGUGGGCUAUAUCCCCGCAUCCUACAUCCACAAGGACGAGGAAGCUUUGCAGCUGCAAUGGGGAAAAGACUGCUGAAGCAUAUGAGAAUCGACAAAUGUAUUCGUUGACAAGAUGAGCCACUUUGGAGGAACUCAGCAAGGCUGUGGAAGGACCAGCUGGUUGUGAUGUGCAGUUGUGACGCUAAAAGGGUGCAAGUUAAGUUUUGAAAGUUUGGAUGGACAUACAAUGCAUCGCUCUAUUUUAGAAUUGUUUCACCGUAACACUACAAGAUCACAUGAGAAUGCUGUGGGGGAUUGUGCUAAUGGUCAUGAAAUUGAUGAAGAUGAAGACAAAGACAAAAGUGGUGAUAAUUAUGCAAGUUGUUUUGAUGAUGAAAUGAAGGAAAGUUCUGACUUCGAUUAUGGAACAAUGAAAAAGUGUAAAGGAAGUAACUGUGGGCUCAAAUCAUGGAUUCAAAUGGACCCACGGCUCUUUUGUUUUCUAUAUGACGAGCAGCAGAACAAGUGCUAUUGCAAAGUUUGUGUUGAUAAUAGCAUUACUGACACAGAGUGGACAAGUGGUAGGUCUCCGCCACAAGGUGGGUGGAAAAAAGAUUACUUACUUCGUCACCUGGCCAGUAGAGAACACCUUCAAGCACUGUCGGUCCCAAUAAGUGCAGCCAACUGGGAGAAGGCACUACUUACUGAUGCUCUGAAUAGUGACACAAAAGAGGAUGUUGUCCACCUCCUCAGAAAUGUUCUGUGGUUAAUCAAGGAACAGUUACCCAUUUCCAAAGCUAAAAGCCUACACAGGUUAAUAGAAAGCCAUGGUGUGUCAUUGGGUAGACGCCACAGAAGUAAAAAUUACAGCUGGCAGUUUGUUGCAGCUCUUAAUGAACCUGUUGAGGCAGAAAACUUAAUGGCAUUAAAACAAGCAAGGGUUCAUUCUCUGAUUGUUGAUGAAAGUUCAGAUAUUGCCACUGAAAAGCACCUGAUGAUGUACACAAAAUUUCUUGCAAAGACUGAGCUGCAAGUGAAAUUUAUAAAGCUGCUUUAUCUGGAUGGUAAAUCUGAUGCUGUAUCCUUGUACAAAUCUAUAAAGAAGUUCUAUGUUGAGCACCAAAUCUGCCUCCAGUCUAUGGCCAUGAUAACUACAAAUGGUUCAGCUAUUAUGAUGGGAUCGAAAGGAGGUCUUCAUGUCAAGCUCAAGGUAGAUAUUCCAUGGCUGCUUGGACAACAUUUUGUGGUACAUUCUGAGGCUUUGGCUAUUAAGGAUUCAUACAAUGAAAUUACACUUUUUCAAGAAAUAGAUGGUUGUUUCAAAGCUAUCUAUUCAUAUAUUUCCAGAUCCACAGUUAAACAUAGCGGUUUGGAAGAGGUCUUCCAUGUCUUGGAGACGAGCACCAUCAAACUGGCAAAGGCUUGUCAUUUCAAAUGGAUAAAUCGGGGCCGGGCAAUCCAAGCAAUUUGCAAAUCCUACCAAACUCUCAUAAUAUACUUUUCUGACAUGAGUUACAGUGACCAUGACAUCACAGCAGAAAGCAUCCUCCUUAAACUCCAACAGCCUCGCAUUCUACUUGCCAUUUUCUUCUUGAGAGAUCUCCUCCACCACUUGGACAAUCUAUCACUAUUUUUUCAGGAACGAUUUCUAAACCCAGUUAGAAUACCUGAAAGGGUUCAAUCCACAAUUAAUCUCCUUGAGUGCAAGUACCUUGGAAACAAUAUCUUAUGGGAGAGCAGUUUUUUGUUGGGAAUCCAGUUACUGGAAAGUGGUGCUCUUUCUCGACUUCCUCUGGCAAGAAAGCCACAUGGACCAAUACUUCACAAGACAGCAGCUAAAGCUACCGAUGAGAUAGCUGACUCUGUUAAAACUUUGGUGAGGAAUAUUGUUGACAGUUUGAAGGAGAGGUUCCCUGAUAAUGCAAUCAUCAGAGCUUUUCGGAUCCUAGAUCCAGAUAGGAUUCCGUCUGACCCUGAGAAACUGGCUCAGUAUGGAAAUAGUGAAGCAGCAGCUCUACAAAACCAUUUCUCAGAUCUCCUUUCCAGUGAUGGAAAAGAUUUAGUUGCUGAGUGGGAUCAGAUGAAAUACCUCAUUGCAUCCAGAAAAGGAGAGAGUCUGGAUGAAGUUUGCAUUGACCUAGCACACUCGGACAUGUGGAGAAAAGAAUAUCCAAAUUUCUCAAUCCUAUCAGAGGUUUGUAUGGUGAUGUCAGCAUCAACCAGUGAACCCGAUAGGGGAUUUACAUCUGUGAACUUGAUAAAAAAUAAAUACAGGAAUUUGCUUACUUCAGACCAACUUGAUCAGUUGCUCAGACUGUGCUUGGAGAAGCCUGAAGAUGCGCAGGAUUACUUGGAUGCAGCCUACGCUGCAUGGCUGCAAGCUGAACAAUGGAGGCUUCUUCUCAAAGAAUGGAGAAGAGGGGAAGAAUCAAAAACUGAAUCUGAUUCAACUGAAUCUGAUCUGGAUCCCUUGUCUGAUUCAGAAUAAAAGUUAUUGCUGCUGACUAGUGUCUGGGGACAUGCAUGACAAAGGGAAAAAUCCAAUUUCUUUGUUAACUUGUGAUUCUCUGUUGGUGCUAUGUUGUUUGUAAUUGUAUUACAAAGAAAUGUACAUUUGCCUUACAUUACAUUACAUUUUUGCCUUACAUUACAUUACAUUGCCUAAAAUAAAAGGCAUCUCCCAGUAUUCUGUAUACUGUUCCUUUAUUGCCGAUUGAUAAUCCAACACAACAUGCUUCUAUAUCAUAGCAUGUCUAUCAUACAAUAAAAGAAUUGAUAAUUUUUAUAGAUGAGUUUAAAUACAGCUGGGUUAUCAUGACUCAAUAGCAUUUGGUACAUUUUUAAGAAAUAAACUUUUGACACCCGCUAGUUUCUUAGAUCUUUUAACAGUCAUUGACUGUCCAAAAUUGGAUGUAAUAUGUUCAAGGUGAAAUGCAGCUGCUGCUGUAUGUGCGAUUGUUGCAGUGAUGCUUGGGUAUAAGGAUAGACAGGAAGAAGCUGUUUGAAGAAUUGCAUUCUUAAAUCUCCUUGGGAGCUUGGGUUUUAAUAAUACUUUGAGAUGUUCAUGGGUUUCAAAGUCAUAAACAACUCCUGGAUCCCAUUCUUCCUAAAAUUAUAUUGCAAAGUACUGGGAAUGAUGUCAAAAAAGUGAAAUUUAAAAGACUUCAUAUUGGAUUAUUCCAUUGAGUGAUAUUUUAAAAUGUGGCAUUAACUUUGAUUUUAAGAAAUAUGAAAGACUUGUAUUUGGUAUUUUUUUUGAUAAGGCAGCUGUAUACUACUUCAGGGAGUUCUAGAGCUCCGCUUCCUGUAUGCAAUGCAGAAAAGUGGAGUUAGGGCUUUUAUCUGAGCUGUCAAUGCCAUUGGCAUCGGCAACGUUUUUUUAAAUGAAACACUUUUUACAAAAUAUUUCACUUUUAUGAAUGUUCAGGUUGUCUUGCGUGCAUCGAUCAAUAUGAAAAUAACAUCCCCUCGGAUACUUUGUUGUACAUGAUAUAUCUCAAAAAAAGAAAGUAAACAUCAAUCUAGAAUAGAGCUGGAGCUGUGUUUUAUUGUUGGCAGGUCACUGGGGUGCAUUUACUACCCUACCCUUCAGUGAUGUAAUCUGCUUAUCCUGCACAGCAAACUCUUCAUUGUUAACCAUUUCAGUUUCUAAGCUAGUUAUGCUUUUAUUUAAUUCAUGCUACUUGGCUAACCUGAAACUUCAGCAUUUAAGAUUAUGCAAAUAGUUCACAAUUCUUCAACACCCUUUCACUUUUCCCCCUGUGGAUUCCCUGUGGAUUUCACACUCUGGUACAUGUGAAAGCAGUUUAUAUAUGUGGUCUCAUUGUCGCAACCCUGAUGUGUUUGGUGCUGAGAAAAAUCACCAGAAUGCUGUGAGUUAUGAGUCCAGGUUAUGGUCAGCCACCUGACUCAUUGUGGACCACAUCCUUGAUGGAUCCAUUGAGAGUAGAUUUCUGAAUGUAAAGCAAAAAGGUUGCUUGGUUCUUCCAGCCUGUAUUGAAGCUUAGAAAUGCAUAAGGUUUACUUAUUGGAUGACAAAGAAUACUCUUGCAUGUUCGCACAUAGUAAAACAUUCCGUGCAGCAGUUCAGAAGUUAUGUUUUAGUCAUCCUCCCUUGACACCAACAAUUAAGUUUUGGAUAGGGAAACUGGUGGAUGUCCACAUAAGCAUGAUUAUGCCCUCCCAUGCUUUAAUAACAUUUAUUUUCCAUGAACUUUUUUAGUAAUCACCUUAUUUAAUGUUGCACUUGUGAAAUGGACUGAUGUUUGUUAUUGGAUAUUCCCAUUUCAUUUAAUUAUGAGUUCAAAUGUUCUUGAGCUGCUGCUUUGGCUUGCUUAAUAUAAUUGGUGUAGGGUGUUGGGUUUGGUAGUAAAUGUGUCCAUUGUCUUUCUGCUUAACUAAGCAAAUUUUAGUUUAUUGCAUAUAUUCAUUGUCACUUAAAAAAAAUAUACGGAUAGUCUUAACACUAGUUUGCCAAAAAUUUAUUGUACAAGAUUUCUAUGAAGUGCAUGCAUGAUCCAUUUGUAGCAUUUUUACCACAGGCCAUUAAUUCACUCACUGUGCAUUUUAAUAUUAAUCUCAACAACAUGCAUUCCCACUUUAAAUAACUUUUCUCAAGAAGGUGCUAACAUGCUUUUCAAUGAAUAACUAACAUGUUGUUGUGUUUAGGUGAAAAUUGGAAAUGGAUUGACAGUAUACAUUGUGCUGAGCACUGAAAAUGGAUAUAAUUGAGGAAAUAUUAUGCUUGGAACAAGAUGAUGCAUUUUAAAAAUUGUGCUUGGAAUUGGUGUUCUGUUUAUUUGGGAGAUGGAAAAUGAUUUGAUGCAUUUAGAAUUCUAUGCUUGGAUCAGAAUUAUACUUGGACCAGGUAUGUAGCUGUGCUUAACUGGAAUUGAAUGUAUUGUGUUUUGUACUGUAUACAGGCUGCUCUUGGUCUAAAGAAAAUAAAGGUGUU